Mercurialis annua (annual mercury) is the source of this 1338-nucleotide messenger RNA. RefSeq lists its product as uncharacterized. Lineage: Eukaryota; Viridiplantae; Streptophyta; Magnoliopsida; Malpighiales; Euphorbiaceae. The record is from RefSeq and is a predicted model, not a curated record. The transcript has 3 exons. Bases 171 to 1013 code for a protein of 280 amino acids.
AGUGAAUGAAUACAUAAAUUUACAAGAAACAGUUUCCUCUCCUUUCCUACACACAAAACACAGAACACAGAACACAUGCUCUCUCAUCUCUUCUCCAACACAUCAUCGUCUUCCUCUUCCUCUUCCUUCUUCAGAGGGUUUAAUUCAAUCUCUGCAAUUCCACCUUAUUAAUGGUGUUUCAUUUAAUCACACAACAACGACAAAAUUCCAACUCACAGUCUAAACAGAACGAAUCUUUAAAAUUUACAGACAAAACCAGCAGCAUUAUGGCAUCAUCUUUGAAAUCUCACCACCAACCACUUCAUAACUUCUCAUUACCCGACCUCAAAUGGUCCAUCAAUCAAACCACCGGAGCCGCCACUAACCACCACCCGCAUCGUUUACGUAAAUCCCCUCACGGUGAAACCGCCGUGAAAACGGACAAUUCUGAUCAGAAAUCAAAGAUUUUCAUUCGAAUCAAGACUAAGAAUACUUCCAGUGUCAACUGCGUUGAUAAUGAUGACGUGGACGAUGAUGAUCAUCGUCAUAACGAUGGUGGUGGUGAUACAGAGGAUCAAACCUCAUCUCCUGCGGCUGUUGGUGUGGAAGAGGUCGAGGAAACGUUGACUAAGACAUGGAAUUUGAGACCCAGAAAACCGAUGACUUAUAAUCCUCCGUUAGGUUUAUUAAAGGCUGGUUCACAGGAGAUUAAAACUCAAGAACCUGGUCGAGCUGAGUUGACUCGGUCGCUACGGAAUGGUAAUAGUGAAAGUAGGGCGGCGGCGACAGCGACGGCGAUGGCGGCGGGUGAUAAGAAAGAUAAGGAGAAGAAGAAGGUUAAAUUUUCGAUUCCUCUUACUAAAGAGGAGAUUGAAGAGGAUGUUUAUGCUUUGACGGGAUUAAAGCCGGCUAGAAGGCCGAAAAAGAGGGCUAAACAUGUUCAGAAACAAUUGGAUUGUUUGUUUCCUGGAUUAUGGUUGGCUUCUGUUACUCCUGAAGAUUAUAGAGUUCCUGAUGCUCCUCCAAAGGGUUAGAUGAUUUGUUCAUAUAAACUGGAAGCUUGGAGGUGAAUGACUGCAUAGGGUUUGAAAACAUUAGCCGAAAGUGUGAUAACAUUGUGAUUCUUGUUAAAAUGACAAGAUUAACAAAUGUAUCUUGUUUCUGUGCUUUUUCUAUAGACAGCAAGGAAAUCAAUGCAUUGGUGGGGUGGAUGGAUUUUAUGUUAUGCUCCAUGUUUUGGAGUAUCUGCCUUUGUACAUAAGAAGAAAUGUCAGUCCAAUGGGUAGAGAUUUUUAGUAACAAUCAUUAUAUUUUCAAUUUUUAUUAAAUCAGAUGGCUUUUUAGAGCUUUUCUUCGUUA